CGAAAUAUAACUACUACAAUGCUGAGAUAUUUGCAAGACUCCGGACCGCAGGUGUCUGCGGUGGGGAACGAACGCGCUGUUGUCCUUACCGGGGAGCAGCAUAGUUAUUCAAUUCAGUAUCGUCCACCGUUACAUACUAAAUUUCACUUCUGUGAUAAUCAGGUGUGGCGAGAUCGUUGUGCAUUGGAAGAGGCAGCUAGAUCAGCUCUGGUGGAAGAAAUUGUACGUCUUAGAAACGACUGUGCAACUUUACGAGCAAAGAUUGAGCACUGCGGACAACGUCAGAUGUCUGCACCAAUAAAAUCCUGCGGAGAUUUAUGA
Molecule: messenger RNA, 321 nt
Organism: Angiostrongylus costaricensis
Lineage: Eukaryota; Metazoa; Nematoda; Chromadorea; Rhabditida; Metastrongylidae
Source: the annotation of a GenBank genome assembly